This is a messenger RNA of Sphenostylis stenocarpa, 1212 nucleotides long. NCBI's taxonomy places the organism in Eukaryota, Viridiplantae, Streptophyta, Magnoliopsida, Fabales, Fabaceae. The record is from the annotation of a GenBank genome assembly.
AUGGACCGCAGAGACUUCCACCACCGUCCUGCUCAUUUGGCACAUGCUUCUCCUCCUGAUUACUUCGUCCGCCAGGGGAAUACAACUUACCAAGACGAUCUAUAUUUGAGGAAGAGGACCAGGAUGCGUCGGUGGCUUUGCUGCACUUGUCAGGUGGAAGAGUCUUACCCAUCAAACGAACAUGAACACCUGAAAAGUCCAAGAAAUUAUGGAGAAAGCAACCAUAAAGGCUCAAAGGUGUCAACUCCUGUCAAGUCUGAAACAAAUAAGGCACCACCACCUAUUGAGGCUCCAGCCCUAUCUUUAGAUGAGCUAAAGGAAAAGACUGACAACUUUGGCUCAAAGGCAUUAAUUGGUGAAGGAUCGUAUGGAAGGGUGUAUUAUGCAACCUUAAACAGUGGACAAGCAGUGGCUGUGAAAAAGCUUGACGUUUCAUCUGAACCCGAAUCAAACAAUGAGUUUUUGACCCAGGUUUCCAUGGUGUCAAGAUUGAAGAAUGAAAAUUUUGUUGAGUUGCACGGUUACUGUGUUGAAGGAAAUCUUCGUGUCCUUGCAUAUGAGUUUGCUACUAUGGGCUCUCUUCAUGACAUAUUGCACGGUAGAAAGGGAGUUCAAGGUGCACAACCAGGGCCAACUCUUGAUUGGAUACAGCGAGUUAGAAUUGCAGUUGAUGCAGCUAGAGGAUUGGAGUAUUUACAUGAGAAAGUUCAGCCACCGAUAAUACACAGAGAUAUCAGAUCAAGUAACGUGCUAAUCUUUGAAGAUUACAAGGCUAAGAUAGCCGACUUUAACCUAUCUAAUCAGGCCCCUGACAUGGCUGCACGCCUUCAUUCAACUCGUGUAUUGGGAACUUUUGGGUAUCAUGCUCCCGAGUAUGCAAUGACUGGGCAGUUGACUCAAAAAAGUGAUGUCUAUAGUUUCGGUGUUGUUCUUCUUGAGCUUCUUACAGGAAGAAAACCUGUUGACCACACCAUGCCUCGGGGACAGCAGAGUCUUGUCACAUGGGCUACGCCACGAUUAAGUGAAGAUAAAGUGAAACAGUGCGUAGACCCAAAACUGAAGGGAGAAUACCCCCCCAAAGGAGUUGCUAAGCUUGCAGCUGUUGCAGCACUGUGCGUGCAGUAUGAAGCUGAAUUCAGGCCAAAUAUGAGCAUUGUUGUUAAAGCACUCCAACCACUUCUGAAGUCUCCAGCUCCUGCUCCAGAAAGUUGA